Molecule: messenger RNA, 4176 nt
Organism: Ostrinia furnacalis (Asian corn borer)
Lineage: Eukaryota; Metazoa; Arthropoda; Insecta; Lepidoptera; Crambidae
Product: NADP-dependent malic enzyme
Exons: 12
Coding region: 184-2121 (645 amino acids)
Biological process (GO): pyruvate metabolic process; malate metabolic process
Cellular component (GO): mitochondrion
Molecular function (GO): NAD binding; malate dehydrogenase (decarboxylating) (NADP+) activity
Source: RefSeq, a predicted model, not a curated record
AGUCGUCAUUUCGAGUUCGGCAGAGCUCAAUGGCACUGUAUUAAGAAAAUGUCCAAUUAAAUUCUAAAACUCAAUCUAAAAAUUAUUUUAAAAAUUUCUUACCUUUAGUAAAACUUUUUUUAAAGUUAUUUGGGUAUCUGUGAUAAUAUUUGAUCUCCUUUUCGGUUAUUUUUUUUAUUUACUAUGGAAUUCCUUUCUCGCAAAGUCAAAUCUAACAGCCAAAUUGACACCCGUCAGAUGAACGGCGCAGGAGACAUUUGCAAAAAACGGAGCGAGACCGCGAUGAGUCCAGCGCCCCCCGCGCACCGAGACAAAAGUGGCGCUCCGUUCGCUGCCGCCAAGCAGUCGCAAGCCGCCGGCGGAGGGAAGUGUACGUACGACGUCAUGGAGCGCGAUCGCAUCGGACUGUGGGGCAGCGGCGAUGGCCAGUCCACCAGCCGCCUGUCCGGCCUGGACCGCCUCAAGCACCCCGGCCUCAACAAGGGUAUGGCCUUCUCAAUCGAGGAGAGGCAGGUGCUCGGCAUCCACGGUCUGCUGCCAGCCAGGGUGAAGAGCCAGGAGGAGCAGGUCCAGCUGUGCAAGCUGUCUAUCGACCGCUACGAGGACCCGCUCAACAAAUACAUCUAUCUUAUGGGAUUGCUUGACCGCAACGAGCACUUGUUCUACCGCUUCGUCGGCGAGAACGUGGCCCAGAUGCUGCCCAUCGUGUACACCCCAACUGUGGGCCUGGCCUGCCAGAAGUACGGGCUGGUGUACCGGCGCCCGCGCGGUCUCUUCAUCACCAUCCACGAUAAGGGACACGUCUAUGAGGUGCUUAAGAACUGGCCUGAAACAGACGUCCGUGCCAUCGUGGUGACCGACGGCGAGCGUAUCCUCGGUCUGGGAGACUUGGGAGCGUGUGGUAUGGGCAUCCCUGUCGGCAAGCUGGCGUUGUACACCGCUCUUGCGGGCAUCAAGCCACACCAGUGCCUGCCCAUUACACUAGACGUUGGUACAAACAACCAAACAAUGCUGGAUGACCCGUUAUACAUCGGGCUUCGUGAGAAGCGCGUGCGCGGCGCGGAGUACGACGAGUUCGUUGAAGAAUUCAUGCAGGCAGUCGUGCGCCGCUUCGGACAGAACUGCCUCAUCCAGUUCGAGGACUUCGGUAACGCUAAUGCCUUCAGGCUGCUGGAGAAAUACCGUGGCAAGUACUGCACAUUCAACGAUGACAUCCAGGGUACCGCGUCAGUGGCAGUUGCUGGUCUGCUGGCCAGUCUCAGGGUUACCGGCAAGAAGCUGUCCGAAAACACCAUCGUUUUCCAGGGAGCAGGAGAGGCAUCUCUCGGUAUCGCCGAGCUGUGCGUGAUGGCAAUGAAGGCUGAGGGUACACCAGAGGCUGAAGCACGCGGACGCAUCUUCAUGGUGGACUCCAAGGGACUGAUCGUGAAGAACCGUCCCGAGGGAGGCCUCAACGAGCACAAGGACAAGUUCGCAAAGGAGCAAGCACCCGUGCGCACUCUGGAGGAAGUCGUUGACCAGGUCAAGCCAUCAGUGCUUAUUGGUGCCGCGGCCAUCGGCGGCGCGUUCACGAGCUCCAUCCUGCGCAAGAUGGGCCAGUUCAACGACCGGCCCGUCAUCUUCGCGCUGUCCAACCCCACCAGCAAGGCCGAGUGCACCGCCGAGGAGGCCUACAGCAACACUGACGACCGCGCAAUCUUCGCGUCAGGCUCGCCAUUCCCCGACUACCGCACGAAGGACGGGCGCGUUCUGCGGCCCGGGCAGGGCAACAACGCCUACAUCUUCCCCGGGCUCGCCCUCGGCAUCAUCUGUGCCGGCAUUGUCGAUAUUUCUGAUGACUUCAUGCUGCUGGCUGCUGAGGCGUUGUCAGACAUCGUGUCACAGACAGACUUGGACAAGGGAAGCUUAUACCCACCUCUAGAGGAGAUCCAGAACUGCUCCGUGAAAAUCGCCAAAAAGAUCGUCGAACACGCAUACCAAAUCGGCAAAGCGUCAGUGCUGCCGCAGCCCCUGGACACGGAGAAGUUCAUCCGCGCGCAAAUGUACGACGUGCACUACGCCGGCGCCGUCCCGCCCGUCUACUCGUGGCCCGCCUCCACGGUGCGCGUCGACAUGGUCUAACUACCCACCACACGCUAAGUGCUUGUUCACGUAGGUACGCGCGGGCGCGGGCGCGGGAAACGUUGCGAGCUCGUGUUCACAUUAACCACCAGGCGUUCGCGCGAGUGUGACGUACUAUCGUUUCUAGCGACAAGUUCAAACUGGUUGAACUUACGUGACGUCGCGAGUGAAACGCGCGCGCCGCCGCUAGUUUGACAUGAACACACACAAACAUCUUCACGCGUUGAAAUUACCGCGAGCGCUCCGCGCGCACCAGUCGCUAGCUUGCCCGCUAGUUGGACCGCACCUGCGAUUCGUACGUGAACACUUGCAAUCACUACAUAUGUUUGUUAUUUCGUCACCGCGCCCGCCACCGCGCCCGCGAGUCAACGUGAACAAGCACUAACGCCCACUAGUAAACGAUUUUCAGAUUUCGUCCAUUUGCGACGACAGUGUGGCAUCUCCAAUUAGAUUAAUGUAGAUGUCACAGUCGUCGCAAGAGCACGAUUUGAAUUUAAACACUGUUGUUCAUCAAAGUGGCGACGAGACGAGAUGCAAACCAAUAGGACAUCGUUAUGCGAAGCUGUACGCUUUAUCGGCCUUCCACACAAAUAUGUCGCACUGAGCGGGAGAGACCGGAGCUGGGACGAAAAGAGAAAAAGUAUUCGCUCCGCUUCGUUAGAAAUAAUCAACCUGCUAUGCCGCCCGUCUCAGCACAUCUUGUCGCGUCUCCAAUUUAGUGAAAAGUGGUACUUUUACUCAAUCACCUAAAAAGCUAAAGUGAGACAGUGCAGAUGUCUUGAAAUCGUUUACUAGCACAGCCUGAAACGUAUUGUUUUAAUUUCCAUUAUGGUGGUAAAUCUUGGCUAAUAGGUAGUCGAUGUCUCUGUUCAUAAUUAAUUUGAGCAUUGUUUCAAGUUUCGGGCAGAAUCUAAAGGACUUUAUUGUGGUACCACGAUCUUUGUUUGAUCGUAUUACAGAUUGGCCAGUCACUUCAGCGAUGAAAAUUGAUUACACAGUUCCAAUGGAAAACAAGAUCAAAGAUCGUGAAACUACACUAUGCGCAGCUGUGAUUUACAUAAACAUAAAGGAAUUAUGUGUAUCGCAGUUUUGUAGAGGUGCAUAAUAUCCGCAUAUUUCGGAAGUGCUAAAACUGGUUUGACUCAUUAAAUAAAAAUAUGCAUGUUUUCCUGAUAUACCAUCCGUCAUGUUUUUCUCUCUACAACAUUCGAAAUAUGCAGAUAUUAACUCGCAAUUUCCUAGCGCGUAAAAUACGUGUAAACACCAAUUAAUUUAAAAGGUGCACCAAAUAACACUAUGAAUAAAUUCAUCUGUCAUCUAUUUCAAUAAAUGUUGUUAAAAUUGAUCGAGCUCACCUGGGCAAUGUGACGUCACAAAUUCCAUUAUAAAUGUUUUCAUCGUGUCACGUUAAAUCAUUUUUAUCUUGAUAUCGAUCUAAAACAUCUUGCUUCUUAGUAGUAAUUUUAACUAUUUAUAAUCAUACAUGUUUUUCAUUCUAAAAUCUGUUCAGAGCGCUUGCAAUGAUGUAUUGGCCUGUAUUAAGCAAUGACCCUCAAGUAUGAGUAAACUCUUGAGUUUGAACCAGGAUUUGAGCUUCAUUACAUAAUACAAGCCUGGAGGAGAGAUGGCGUGGGAGAAUUUGUCGUCCAUUCGAUUAGGAUUUACGCAAUUAAAAUUAAAAAUUGUUGAUAGAUCGGAUAGUUACUUCAUGGGCGUAAUAGAUGUUGACGACAGUAAAAUUAUUUGUGCCCAUUUUUUGUAUAUUACAGGGUGAAAUUAUUUAUAGUACCUAACGUUAUAGAUGUAGUUACCAUUUUGUUUAUUUAUAUGCCAGAUGUACUUCAAUAAAUAAAAUUGAAUAAGCUAUUGUAAAAAUAUCGAAUGUUGAUCAUUUUCAGAAAAUAUUACCGCAUUUAUUAUAAGCUUGCACAUGUAUCUUACCAUGUUUAGCCAUUCCAAAUCGUUAUACCUAUUUAAUACUGCUACUUAUGUUAUUCCUAGAACGAGCAAGUACACCUAGUGCUCGAUUGCCUACUUCAAAUGAAUAAUAUUGUU